ACCAUCCAUAAUCCGGUUCAUAACAAUUACAGUUAUUAUUUUAAUUUUUUGGAUUUAGCUUUAAAAUUUAUAUAAAGCAUGAUUUUUUAAAUUUUGGUUUUGAGAUAGAAAUUAAAGCUAAAGCACCUGUUACCGUCCAACCAAUCACCCGCAAUAUAAGCAUGACUAUUUUUGAACUUGGUUUGUUGGGUUCUAUAAAAUUAUAACAGGGCGUAAAAGAAUCCAAGAGAAGCCCAGAUCUUGACGAUCAAGAGAGAGAACUUAUAUAUCCAUCAUAAAGACGUGAAUAACAACAAGAGAUAAUCACUUUUCCUCAAAACCCAAAUUUCUGUCAAAAACCUUCGACUCAUAAAAGAUGGAAUCAGUGUUUAGAUCGGCCAGGGAGAAGCUUGAGAAAGAGCACAUAGAGAGGAAGGAGAGUGGGAAGCUGAAGCUACAACAAGAGAAGAAAGCCAUCGAUGCUGCGGAAAUGCAACGCCAAGCCGUUGAAGCUUCUCAUAGAGCCAUUGAAGCCACCACGAAGGUUGAGGAUAACCUUGGUGAAGGUAAAGAAGAUGUCAAACAUAGAGGUGGAGAUUAUAGUAAUAGUAUGCAAGUCUUGCCUCCAUGGAUGGAUAGACAAGGAAUGGAGAUGAGACAGGAAACAAAUGGUGAUGAUGGUUGCUCACAUGAGGAUUUCAGGGUAAGCGUUUUGUUAACAUAUAUAGUAGCUCAGAUGAGGAUUCCGCGGUACCAGAAUAUUUGAUACAACAUUUUUUCAUUGAUUUUAGCUUCAGUAUGAGUAUCGCAAAGCUUACUUUGCCGCUCUACUGAAUCAGCAAGGGGUAGCUGAAGAGGAAGAUGGGGAUGAUGUUGAGUGGGACAAAGGAGAGGCUCCUGGUGCAGAUCUGUUUUGAGUUUACUUUUACUUGUGUUUCCAGUUCACCUAACUAGUUAAUCACAUAUGGAACAGCAAGUUACUACACUACAAACAACUUGUUAAGUUGUUUGUUCAUGUAGAAACUUGAAAUAGAGCGUUUGCAUUUGCUCCGAAUACAGAAAAAAAGGACCAUAGACGAUAUUACUUGUUAUGCAUAGCUUCAACACGAAGACACUACUCGUUAAGACAUGCUUGUAGAGUUUAACUAUAUAUUAGUGGGGGCCAUAACUGAUAAAAUAAAGACUCUACUAGAGCUGGACCCGCUCGGUCGGGCGGGUAUUUUUUUUUGUUUACGUAAUGUAACUAAAUAUUUUUUACACCAUUAUAUAAUCUAUAAAAAUUAUAAUAAAAUGGUGACAAAAAUACAUCACAUAAUACAUAUAUUGCUGUUACGUAAUUCCACUAAUAGUAAAAGUAAAAUGAUUUAUAUAACUGUAAAUAUAAAUAUCACGUGAAUAUUUAUUUUUAUAUAACCAAUAUCAUUUUUAUUUACCCGAUAUCGAGUUGGCUAGUGGUAAAGGAAAUGCUAGUAGCCUUUCAUUGGUCGGGUUUGAUACGCGUUGGAAAUAAUUAUUUACAACAUUUGAGUUCCCAGUAAAAAGAGAAACCACUUUUUCAUUUUUUAGGAAUAUACUUUUGUUUUUUAUCACGUAUUAUGUAUUUUUUUAUUAUGACAUUACGCAUAAUAAUUAAAAUAUAGUUUUUAGUUUAUUUUUAGUUAUAUGCAUUACUCAUUCCAACCCGCUAUAUAAGUAGUCUUAAUUUUUAAUUUCUCAACCCGAUAUAUAAAUAUUCGUCAUGCAUUUUUAGUAAAAUAUUUAUAUUAUACUUAUUAAAAUGAGUAAUUUGUUAGAAUGGUAAUUACAUUUUUUUUAUAUUAUUAUCAAUUUAAUUUUAUUUUAACUUAUUGACUUUAACAUUUUAUUAUAUGCCGGAUUUUUAUUUUAUUUGAACUUUUUUCUUUUUUUUAGAAUAUUGUUAUCUUGUCUAAAUGUUUUUCUUUACAUACAAAACUUGAAGAAUAUUCUUUUGAAACUUUCCCUAUUACAAUUUUCUCAUAAGAAAAAUCUUAGGUGUUUUUAAUUUUUUAAUACUAAUACUUAAAUGUACAUGUUAUUACCAAAUCUAAUAUUUCAAAUCCUUACUAAAGAAAAAUAAUUUAAGGUAAAAUUCAAUUGAACAUAUGUAAUAUCAUACAUAAUUUUUUUUAAAAAUUCUAAUAGCAUUUUAGUUAUAUAUAUAUAUCUAAAACAAUAUCGUCAAUUAAAUAGAUUAGUCAAAUUGGUUAUUUGAAAAUUUUAAUUAGGUACAAAUUUAGAAUUAUCAAGUAAACUGGAACUUUUUAAAGAUGUUCUCAUUAUUAAGUUUUAAUUCCCAAAUACGACAUAUCCUUUAAAUUUUAUAAAUAUUUUUAAUUGAUUUCAUUAACAAUAAAAUUUUAAAAAUGUAAUAAAAAUUAUUUAAUAGAGGAUAAUACCCACGAAUUUAUGGAAAGAAAUUUUCUACUUUACAUAUUAAGGUUUAUAGUAUUAAUGUGCAUUAAGUGUAAUAUUUAUCAUGAAUUUGUUGUGGAAUAGAUUUAGGAAAAAAAUUAAUUUAGAUUUAAGUUUAUUAAUUAUUUCAGUGGUAUUGUAUUUUAAUUAAGUUGUAAGUCUUAAGAUUAUUUCUUAUUUGUACUUCUAUUUUAAUAAAGUAGAUAUUAUGUGAUGCUCAUCUAUCUUAAUUUGCAGCAAAUGGAAACUAAAAACGGUUGACUUUGAAUGUGGGAGCAGAAGACUGAAAGUAAAUGGAUUAAUAUUGAAAUAUAUUUUCUUUUAGUGUUUUUAUAAGCAUCAGCACAGAUCAAAGUAACAUAUUUUCUUUCUAUGAGACUAAUAACAACAGUGACCAUCCAACAAAAGCUCUAACUAUAAAACUAUUACAUUUUCCCCUUCCUCGUAAACCUAUCUGCGUCUGAUUCCCUUAUGUACUGAACCUCUCCGUUCAUUAGCUUCAGAAUCUUCCUGCAAGCACUUAGCCCUAAUCCUUCUGGACUCGUCCAUCUGCUACUGUGGAACAUGCCUUGCACUUUUUUCGGAGGCACACCUUCGCCUGCACUGGCUGCACAUGCCAUCCUAUUCAGUACAACACAACAAACAUUGACAAAAUGAAUCCUUAAGGCUUUAGAAUUUGAAUGGUGGCAAAAGCUUUCUAGUCAUCAUUCAAAAGUUUCUCAAUGGUUGGGAUAGCAGACAAAAAAAUGAAAUUCAUCUCCAGCAGACAGAUUGAUAAAAAGAGAUAUCAAACAUUCUAUGGUUGUUAUCCUUGAUCUCAGCUUAAUUCCGCCGGCUAACUAAACAUAGUGGAGAGAAGUGUUACCUGAACUCCAUGCGUAUAGCCGAGAACCCAUCAGCCAUUUGUUUCAAAACCUUGUGUAGAUAGAGCUCCACGGAGCCUUCAGUGGGUGAAGAUUCCUCUCUCUUACUACCAACAGGGCUUAGCUUAGCACUGCGUUUAUGACGCAGCCAACGAAGAACUCUGUUCUCUCUAACUUAAAUGAAAUGAUGAGCAAAACAGCGAGUGAACAAAACGUUAAAGAUACGUUUGCAAACUCACCCAUCUUCAAUGCUUUUGGUGUCCAUGUUUUAACAAUCUUUGAGAUCUGCUGCUCGCAUGAUACUGCUUCUGAUCCUCGCUUAAAUCCGAGGCCUCCAGGCUCCAGCAAAGAACUUGUGAAAGGAAAACUGCUCAAUGGAUUCUUUAUAGCUUGAAGAACGUAAGCCAACUCUCCCUUUCGAGAAACACUCACCCCCCUGCCUCCGCUGGAUCUCCAAACCUUGUUGCAGCUCGGGACUCAGGUAUCUGCAAGCCCCAAUGACCUGACCACUGUUGGGUAUGCGCCUAGCCCUCCCAAAAGGCCAACAAGAUAAUUAUCCAGACACAUGAUCACAACAAAGAGAUUCGGCUCGUCGACUCGCCAGCCAGUGAUCGGCUCGGCUUUAGACUGCUUCUGACCAGCGAGGCGAGCAAUCUUACGUUGUCGGCUCGACGACUCGAGGUAGCGGCCCGACACCUCGGCCCAAUCCUCGAGUAGGCCCACCAGGACGAGGCCCACCAGGACAAGGAAGAUUAGGUUAACGAGCACGUGUCUAUAAAAAGAAGAGGAAAGGCAACAAUGGGGGGAUCCGCAAACGACUACACUCACUUUCGGCCAGAUCUAGGGUUUCAUAUCUUACUUCUCGCCGACUUGUACGGUCCGACGAACUAGCUUUCGCCGGACUAAUUCCUUUGUUCUCUCCCCCUUUUGUAACACUGUUUCGACUCAUUGAUCUAAUAAAACACGUCUUUGUCUUGACCCGCCGACGAGAACUCGUCCUUUCUCUUUACUAGUUUAUCGACAGUCUCAGUUCAAACAGUUGGCGCCCACCGUGGGGCAGACAAAGUAGCGUCAGCAAAGAUCAUGGCUCGAUCUGAGUCGCCGUCCGAUGACGAGUCACCUACGACUGAAGGCGCUCCGACAGCAUCGGCCUUCGCAGACACCAUACUCGAGAGGAUGGCGCAGCAAGACGCCGUCCAGAAGGCGACGAACGAUCAACUCGCCGCCAUCGCCGCCAACUUGGCUCCUUUGGCUGGAAACUCAGGAGAUCCGGCCUCGACGGUCCAAAAACAGCUGUUCGACACUUGCCGAACAACCGACGCAGAAAACACGACGAACACAAACGCCGCCCAGGUUCGAACACCCGGUGGCGUAGAUCUCGUUACCAUCCGGGGACUCGCCGAGCUUAAGCAGUCGUUCCUGGACAUGAAAGACCGAAUGCUUGAAGGACCUACUUCGGCGCCGUUAAUCGAACGCGUCCUCGCCGAAACCCUAAAAACCCCCUUUUCUCGGCGAAUCACCGACAUACGGUACCGACCAGCCGAGAAAAUCCGCCUUCCGACUUACGCCAGAAAGGCAGACCCGACUGACCAUAUCAGCGCAUUCAACAUCGCGAUGGGUCGAACUAACUUUUCCGAUGAGGAAAGAGACGAUGGAUAUUGCCGGCUCUUCGUCGAGAGUCUUCAAGGACCAGCCCUUGGAUGGUUCACUAGAUUGGAACGAGACUCCAUCAACGACUUUCACGACCUGACGUCCGCGUUCCUCAAGCAGUACAUUAUGUUUACGAGACAAGGAGCGACCCUAUCCGACCUUUGGAACCUAUCUCAGGGAGCGAACCAAAGCCUCCGCGACUUCAUGGAGAAGGUCAAAUCUGUUGCUUCGAAGGUGCAUAUCCCGGAAAUCAUCGCCGUUGACGCGUUGAUGAAUACCCUCUACUUCAAGUCCCUGUUUCGCGAGGAUCUCUACAGAAACCCCACCAGGUCGCUUCAAGAUGCUAUUUCAAGGUCGAACAACUUCAUCGGAAUGGAAGAAGACACAGCAGCGAUACUCAAGAAAAUGAAUGCGGCCGCUAAACCGACGACUGCUCCAAAAGCUCCUGAGGCACGCCAAGAACCACGACAGCAACAAGUCUAAUAAGCAGAAAAGCUUCGUCUAUGUCGUCGAAGAUAAAAACCCGCCCCCGGGAUCGACUGUCGCCGUGCGCGAGAAGGGUUGGAACGUCUGGGAGAACGACGAGAAGCCGCAUACCUCUUCGGCGCCUUCAACUUCGAAUCCUUGCCCGACCGAGCCAAACCUAUGGUGCAUCUACCAUAAGUCCAAGCCGCACGAUACGAGGAACUGCAGGCAUCUGGUCGAUGCCCUCUUCUCAUCUUACGAAAACGGAACAACCAACGUCGAGCUCCCCAAGCCUAGGCAGAACAACGCCAAGAGCUGGAGCAAGAACAAAGAGAAGAAAGCUCAUAAAAAUCAAGACAAGGCCGGAGCCCGACCCAAACGCGCAGAAGAUGACAACCAGAGGAGCAGGACGAAGAUGAGGGCGAAGCACAAAUCGAAGAAGAGCAACCUCGUAACCGUCGACGUGUCCAAGUCAUCCUCGCACGACCGAGUUCCUCCUCGGACGAAGAAGAGGACAACGAAGUCUGCGACUCGCACGAACACUCCAACAAGCGACCAAGUGAGAACGGCAUACCGAAAGAGUCGAAUGAUCUGAGAAACAAGCUCAGGCGAAAAUCGCAUACAACCGACCUCAUGCACAACUCUAAGGACGAUCUUCGCUCAAUCAUCGAAGAGUCCAAGGCUAAAAGAGUCGAAGACUCCAGUGUUCGACCCCACCUCAAGCCACGAGUCGUCGACCUGCGCGAUCAGCUCAACUCGAAAUUAGAAGACCUCAGGAUCAAGCUCAACCGACCUAAACGUUCAAACUUACGACGAAAGCUGGAGGCGACGAAAGCCCAGAACGGUGACAGACACGAACCUAUUGUCGAGGACUCGUCUAACGACCUAAGGGUUCAUCUACAAAACAGAUGGGUCGAGCGCGAUCCCUUCUUAAACGUGAUUAUGGGAGGCUCGCCACCUUGCGGCGACUCGGUUCGGUCAGUCAAGGACCAUCGACGACAGGCAGUAACCUCGAAGAAAUGGCCAUCGAAACCUGAGAAUGAUCCCUCGAUCACUUUCUCAUCUGACGAUGCCAUCGGCGUUCACCUACCUUAUAACGACCCCCUGCUCGUCGAAGUAGGAAUCGAGAAGUGCGACGUCGCUAAAGUUCCUGUCGAUAUUGGCAGUUCGGUUGAUCUGAUAUUUCGCGAUACACUCGAUAAGAUGGGAGUCGAUUUGCGCGAUAUGAA
Molecule: messenger RNA, 6619 nt
Organism: Brassica napus (rape)
Lineage: Eukaryota; Viridiplantae; Streptophyta; Magnoliopsida; Brassicales; Brassicaceae
Exons: 2
Coding region: 4359-5408 (349 amino acids)
Source: RefSeq, a predicted model, not a curated record